GUCGGAGGCGUUCUCGCGAGACGCGUCGUCGGCGCCAUCCCUCCCGCCUCAGCUGCGCAGCUCGCUCCGCCGCGAGCGCUUCCUGGGCCUUUUUGAGGGCGAGUUCGGCGGGGCCCGUUGCGCCGGAAAGUCAGCUGGGGAAGGGGGUGAGGUGCUGCCGCAAAAUGGACUGGGCUGGGAAACAUAAUGGUCCAAAUGAUUCAUCUAGUGAUGGAACAGUACGAUUGCGUGGUCUGCCAUUUGGCUGCAGCAAGGAGGAGAUCGUUCAGUUCUUUCAAGGGUUGGAAAUCGUGCCAAAUGGGAUAACAUUGACGCUGGACUACCAGGGGAGAAGCACAGGGGAGGCCUUCGUGCAGUUUGCUUCAAAGGAGAUAGCAGAAAAAGCUCUGGGGAAACACAAGGAAAGAAUAGGGCACAGAUAUAUUGAGAUCUUCAAAAGUAGUAAGAGUGAAAUCCGAGGAUUCUAUGACCCACCACGAAGAAUGAUGGGACAGCGACCUGGACCAUAUGAUAGACCAAUGGGAGGAAGAGGGGGUUAUUAUGGAGCUGGGCGUGGAAGUAUGUAUGACAGAAUGCAUCGAGGAGGUGGUGGAUAUGACGGUGGGUAUGGUAGCUUUGAUGAGUAUGGUGGCUAUAACAAUUAUGGCUAUGGAAAUGAUGGCUAUGAUGACAGAAUGAGAGAUGGGAGAGGAAUGGGAGGCCAUGGGUAUGGUGGAGCAGGAGAUGCCAGCUCAGGCUUUCAAGGUGGUCAUUUUGUUCACAUGAGGGGAUUGCCAUUUCGAGCUACAGAAAAUGACAUAGCUAAUUUUUUUUCACCACUGACCCCUAUAAGAGUUCAUAUUGACAUUGGAGCAGACGGUAGAGCAACAGGCGAAGCUGAUGUAGAAUUUGUGACACAUGAAGAUGCAGUGGCUGCCAUGUCAAAGGAUAAAAAUCAUAUGCAACAUCGAUACAUUGAGCUGUUCCUGAAUUCAACUGCUGGAGGCGGUGCUGGCAUGGGAGGCUAUGGCAGAGAUGGCAUGGAUCAAGGUGGUUAUGGUUCCGUUGGAAGAAUGGGAAUGAGCAGCAGUUAUAGUGGAGGAUAUGGUACUCCUGAUGGAUUAGGUGGCUAUGGUCGUGGCAGUGGAAAUAGUGGUGGAUACUAUGGUCAAGGCAACAUGGGAGGAGGUGGAUGGCGCGGAAUGUAUUGAAAAGUCACAUUGUGUCUACAAAGCGUAUUGGAAGGAGACAGUACCUGGUCUACUAGGCUUUCUUACAAAAUUUAAAUUUCUUUUGUAUUGAAAACUUUAUAAUGACUGAAGGAAUGUGUUUUCCCAUUAUUUGGUAAGCAACAGAUUGCGAUGGGGAAAUCUGUUUUCUGUAGGUUUUAUUUGUUGCAUACUCUUGACUUUAAAUAAAUUUUUUAUAUUCAAACCACUGAUGUUGAUACUUUUUAUACUAGUUGUUCUAAAAGGUAUGUUGCAUAUUCCAAAACUCUGUUCAUUUAAGAGAUUCAGAUCAUUAAAACUGUUGUCUCAUUAUUGAUACAACAUUCUGUAAAAUGAAGCAACCAUCAACUUGAUAGUACAUUUGUUGAGAUUUGAAGCAAAAGCAUAGGAUAGUUUCCUUCAGUUAAUCUGUUGCAAAAUGCUUGCCAGUGAAGACAUGUUCCCAAAGCAAAAUGUCUCAAACUGUGCUGAGCACGAUGGCUGUGAGUUAAAAUUCUGGAAUGACCCUAAUUGAUGUUUGAACUAUGUGCAUUCCAGAAAUCUCUUAACUCUUAAAGUAUAUGUAAGUCAUUGGUACACAUCUGCAUCAAUUUUCAUACUCUUAUCUUUUGCAAUCAGAUUUUCAGACAUGGUAUGUUGUGAAUAAUAUCGUAUGGCCAAUAUCAGAUAUGAAGCAUCCAAUUAUUAUUUUAGUGGACUAAAGCAACAUCCAUAGGACGAUCAGUAACUAUUUUCCUAGAAGUAAACAUUUAAGUUAGGGAUGCUGUUCCUAUUGCUGACGACAGGCAUUUCAAACAGAGAUUAACAGAUGAUUAGAUUACACAAAUAUGUGGUCUGGUUGCUGUGCAUUUAACAUGUAAAAUGUUUGGAUAAAAUACUGUUUAGACACUUAAGCAUUCUCUGUGUGUUGAAGAAAAGGUACUACAUAUUUAUGGUUGUUGUUUAUUUCCUUCCAUUUCAAUUGCUUGAAAUCCUACAAAUUCUUCCCAACAAUUUGUCAAGUGUGAUCAAUUACUGAAACUUUGUUGCCUGUUUUUGCUAGUAAUGUUAUGUAUGUAAUAAAUGUCUUAUUGUGGGAGAUAGCAAAA
Molecule: messenger RNA, 2296 nt
Organism: Anolis sagrei ordinatus
Lineage: Eukaryota; Metazoa; Chordata; Lepidosauria; Squamata; Anolidae
Gene: HNRNPH3
Product: heterogeneous nuclear ribonucleoprotein H3
Cellular component (GO): ribonucleoprotein complex
Molecular function (GO): RNA binding
Source: RefSeq, a predicted model, not a curated record